Messenger RNA from Leishmania mexicana MHOM/GT/2001/U1103, 1827 nucleotides. RefSeq lists its product as hypothetical. Lineage: Eukaryota; Euglenozoa; Kinetoplastea; Trypanosomatida; Trypanosomatidae. Bases 1 to 1827 code for a protein of 608 amino acids. The record is from RefSeq and is a predicted model, not a curated record. The transcript has a single exon.
AUGAUCGAGUCGUCGUCCACCGCAUCCUCUGCUGUGCGGCAGAUCGGCGAGCCGCUCGUCUCGUCAUGUAGGGCCACUCCGAACCCGUACAAGCGCUCGAUGCUGCGCUUGCUCGAGUGCGUGGGGCUGCAGCAUUACGGCACCCCGCGCGCCACGAUGCCGCCGCGCACGAGCGAGGAGGCGGCGCGUAUUGCUCAGCACUUGGACGAGGUGAGGGAGGCGGUAGCUCGCCACCAGGAGAGCGUGCGACGCCGCAACAUACACAUCAACAAGCGCAAGCUGAACAGUGAAGUGGUGCGUGCUAUGCAGUGUGCCGUUGCUGCCUCCGGUGCAACGGAGUCCGAUGGUGCGGGCGCCACUGUGAGCGAUGAUUCAGAGGCAGGUUGCAGCAGCAGGCCCGCAGAACUGCCCACGAUCUACCUCAGUCUUGAGGAAUCGGUGGAGUGGAAGGCGUUUCUUGCCAGCGUGGAGCCCGAGGAUCGCCACGCCGUGGCGGUGCUGCGCCGGCUUUCUGUCGCGCUUUGGUGCGCUCAUCAGCGCGAUCUUUGCUUAUGGUGCUGGUUUCCUCGCGAGGUGUGCAUGUGCGCCGAGUUCGACGCCUACCGUGCCACACUGCCGGCUGCCGUGCUGGAUGAGCAUGUGGAGGUGACCAUGCUGCUGCACAGUGAGGAGCUGAUGCGCAGCACAAACUCGGGUCACAUCGCCGCCUACCUCCUAGGCGCGCCUUUGCGCGUCUGGGGACUCGGCGAGGAUGACACAUAUCUGCAGCAACUGCCGCCGGUGGAGCACCGUCUGGCAGCGUGCUCAGCCGGAGGGCCAGCGGACGUCUAUCACGUCUCUCUUUAUCCAUCUUCGGACGCCGUCAGCAUCCACAACUACAUCCGAAAUGCGCAUCUCCACCAUUCCCAGUGGGACCGCGGAUGCAACAAGGAGGGGAGAGGGGGCGAGGGCAGCACUCCCGAUGAAGAGGUCGGCAAAGAUGGUUGUGAUAGUGGUGGUUGUGCCAACACGGCCAACACGAUGCCACGCGCACCCGGCCCGGCAACGGGGAGCAACAGCGAGGGUGCGGCCGUGUACCCCGCCCCACCGCUAGCGGUCGCAGGAAGUGGCUCACAUUCGCAACGCAAGGUGCACCUCGUCCUUCUCGACAGCACGUGGAACCAGGCGCUCUCCUUGAACCGUCACAUCACUCGUUCGAUCCCUCGCGUCUCUCUCGAGAUCGCCGAUGACUACGAGUCCCUCUUUCAGGCGCUGCGCAAGCGCACCCGCGAGACCUGUGUGAGCACGUUGGAAGCGACCAGCAUGGCAGUAGCGCAGUGUGUGCGGGCCAUGGGCUACGCCGCCGAGGCUGCAGCCACCUCACAGACGCUCUCGGACGCCAUGAAGAAAUUUGUGGACGCCCGAUGCCUUCUCAAGUACGCUAACGCGCAGUUCUCGACAAGCGGCGAGGCCCUUGACGCGUUCUGCAACCGGCGUGACAAUGCGCGUCGUAGGGAAGCCGCCCGUCGUCAGGAACUCCUUGCUGCCCAGAUGCAAGCAGACGAGAGUGCUCAGCGCUUGCGCCUCGCGCCUGUCUUGAACUACUGCUACGUCUGCGACUGCGUGAUUGGGUGGCAUCGCAUGGCAGAGCACGUGAUGGGCUGCAACCAUCGCACGGCGCUCGAGCGCAACCCCUCAUGCAUCCCCUCUGCCCUAUCUCGCAGUGUUGUGGUGCCGGACUUCUCACGCCCACGACGCCUGGCGGAGAACAAGAGAGGCACCGCAACCGCGCCUCAAUUCGGCGGCGCGGAAGCAGCGAGCGAGCACCUGCCUCACAACCUUACUUAG